Heterocephalus glaber (naked mole-rat) is the source of this 8708-nucleotide messenger RNA. It is a transcript of the gene Dcp2, whose product is annotated as decapping mRNA 2. The record is from RefSeq and is a predicted model, not a curated record. Lineage: Eukaryota; Metazoa; Chordata; Mammalia; Rodentia; Bathyergidae. Gene Ontology annotation, cellular component: P-body; cytoplasm. Gene Ontology annotation, biological process: deadenylation-dependent decapping of nuclear-transcribed mRNA; nuclear-transcribed mRNA catabolic process, nonsense-mediated decay. Gene Ontology annotation, molecular function: manganese ion binding; RNA binding; 5'-(N(7)-methylguanosine 5'-triphospho)-[mRNA] hydrolase activity.
AGGGCCUCUCAAAAUGUAACUGAUUAGAAAUUGAUUUUAUUUUCUUUUAGAAAAUCUAUUUCUAAAACUGAUCUGUUUUAACUUCAUUCUUGUACCAUUCUUCAAUCAAAUUGCCUUUCCAAUUUACUUAGCAAUUUCUUAAUUACCAAAUAUUCAGUGUUAAAAGCAGUUUUAUUAGCUGGUCGUGGUGACACAUGCCUGUAAUCCCAGCACUCGGGAGGCUGAGGCAGGAGAAGUGCCAUGAGUUCAAGGCCAGGCUGGGCAAUAGAAUGGUGUUACUCUCGUAUGGGGGAUCCUAAAGGUUAUAUUAUUGCAGAAACCCACUCUGCACUGCCAGCCCUUAGAGAAGAAAUUGAAAAUAUAUGUGCAACAAUCUCAAUGACCAAGGUUACCCAAGUAGCAAUUCACCAUAAUAAAUGUCUGGAAGCUGAUGGUCACCAUUUUGAACACCUCUUGUAAUUAUGGAGGCCAAAGCUGUGUUAAAGGAGAAAGGAACUUCCUUAACACUAUACUCUUCAGUCAUUGUCCAUUUUUGCUGCCUCAAGGUGAAGAUGUGGAAAAAAUUUUGGAUGAAUGGAAGGAAUAUAAAAUGGGAGUUCCAACAUAUGGUGCAAUUAUUCUUGAUGAAACACUUGAAAAUGUACUACUGGUUCAGGGGUACCUAGCAAAAUCAGGCUGGGGAUUUCCCAAAGGAAAAGUAAAUAAAGAAGAAGCUCCUCAUGAUUGUGCUGCUAGAGAGGUCUUUGAAGAAACUGGUUUUGAUAUCAAAGACUAUAUUUGUAAGGAUGAUUACAUUGAACUGAGAAUCAAUGACCAACUUGCUCGUUUGUACAUCAUUCCAGGAAUUCCAAAAGACACAAAAUUUAACCCCAAAACCAGAAGAGAAAUUCGGAACAUUGAGUGGUUCUCCAUUGAGAAAUUACCCUGUCACAGAAAUGAUAUGACCCCCAAAUCCAAACUUGGUUUGGCACCGAACAAAUUUUUUAUGGCCAUUCCCUUUAUCAGGCCAUUAAGGGACUGGCUUUCUCGAAGAUUUGGGGAUUCCUCAGACAGUGACAAUGGAUUUUCCUCAGCUGGUAGCACACCAGCCAAAGCCACUGUGGAAAAAUUGAGUCGAACCAAAUUCCGCCACAGCCAGCAAUUAUUUCCUGAAGGUUCUCCUGGAGACCAGUGGGUAAAGCACAGGCAGCCAGUGCAGCAAAAGCCAUACAACAGCCAUUCUGAAAUGUCUGACCUAUUAAAAGCAAAGAAUCAGAGUAUGAGGGGAAAUGGCAGAAAACAGUAUCAAGACUCACCUAAUCAAAAGAAAAGAACUAAUGGGACCCACAGUCAGCCAGCGAAGCAGCAGAAUUUGUUGAUGAAAUGUGAAAAGAAACUGCAUCCGCGAAAACUUCAGGAUAACUUUGAAGCAGAUGCUGUAUAUGACUUGACUUGCUCCGUUGAAGACCACUUGCUAGAACAUCCAGAGGAACAAUCUGUGGCAUGUAAUGGACAUUGCAAGUUCCCCUUUUCAUCCAGAGCCUUUUUGAGUUUCAAGUUUGACCACAAUGCUAUAAUGAAAAUCUUGGACCUUUGAUACCAGCAGAUGUAUUGUAGAAGUCUCAAGAUCAGAGGCCUGUUGCAUUUGAGUGGGUGUCUCCUCAAGCCUUACCUUUCUCAGGUGUUUUAAAGAAAUGCAGGGAGGCAGUGUUUCUGAAGAAAUUUUUUUUUCCAGAAGAGAAAGUAGAAAUGAGUUUGCACUGUAAAUGCAGUUAUAACCUUUUAAUCCAGUUUUACUUUUUCAGUAUUUGGAAGUUUUAAGUUGCUUUUUUUGAGGGCAUUUAUUUUGUGUGACUGUGGGUCUUAUUUUGUAUUCUGAUCAAGAAAAUAGUAUUUGAGUCAUCAGUAAGUAAGUGGCCAAGUUAAUGGGAAGGUUUCGUCUACCCAGUACAGUGAUUACAAUAAUAGUUUACUUAUAUGAAAUUUCAAAAGGAAACUUAAAAUACCCUAUUAGUAAAUGAAUAUAAAAGUGAAAAUGUCAUGCAUGUCAAGAUUACACCUCAUCAAGAGGGUAGCAUUUUGCUCAUUUCUCUGUGUCUAACCAUUGAGGCUCUCUGGUACUCUGGCUUGGAGUUUUAUUGAAAGAAUUUAUUUAGAGCCAGCAUCUGUGAUAUAAUAUUCAUGUGCAAAAUGAACUCUUAGUACUUCAUAAACACACAGUCUGCAGCCUGAUAGGGAUCAUGUUGAUGUGGAGUUGAUGCUGUAAUUUUGAAUCGUGCUGCAUGCAAUCAGUAAACCUGUGAAUGCUGAAGCAGAGAGCAUGGAGCCAAGACUCAGCAGUCACUUUGGGUCAUGUCUUUACCAUCUUGCCUCCAACGCUUUGGUAUUGUACAAUGAUUUUGUUCUUGUGAAAAUUUCUUCCAUAUUCCAGUUGUGUAAAUAUGUAAGGAAAACUGACAAUAUUAGUUUUACAUGGCAUAUCAGUGUUGGUCUAUAGAAAAUGGUGUUAUAUUGGUUCCAGUUUGCGGUAGUGGUAGAGAAUGACAUGCUUUAUUGGCAUCUGAGGCCCCAGAUGAUGGAGUCAGAAGAGAUGGGAUGUGCAGUUUACCCAUGGACAAAUAAAGCACUUCACUAGGGAGAAUCAGAACAUGGAAGUAAUGUACCUAACUCAGUCCUAGGAAUGUAUUUUGCUCCUUCAGGGUUCUUAUAUCCAAGUAAAGAUGGCAAUGACCAUUUUAAGAAGGGUUUCAGCUAUGAUUAAGGACAAUCACCAGAGCUUUAAGGAGGCAUUACUUUUUUUGGCUGCAUCUGACCUCAUUGAAGAUACUUCUUGGGGGAGAGGGGGUGGAGUGUUUGACGUAUGUGUGUGCAACUGUCAUGUGAGUUUUAAAAAUCUUUUUAUAAGUGGUAUCCACAGAAUAUAUCUCUGCUUAUAAAUGUUACUGCAGAAUUCUUUAUUCUAUAUAGGUAGCCUACUUAGCCCUGUGGGACUUUUAAAAGAAGGGCUAUCAUAAGGAAUUCACUUGGUAUUACUACUUUGCUUUAGCUUUUAAGUGACUCGAUUUUAAAGGAGAAAUUUUAUUUAUUAUUGAAAGUGUCACUCUUGGUGCUAAGCAGAAUUCAUAAUUAUGGUUUGUUUAGAAUUAUGUUAUCCAUAAUCCUAUAUCUUUUAACAUGACUAAUUUGUGAAUCCCGUGACCUGUGCUUUUUAAUGCAUUACAUGAUUGCAUUUGAAAGUUCUUUGUUCUUUUCAGAAAUACAGCUGCUUUGCUUGGGUCUCCUUGAGCCAUAUUUAUAGUUGGUCCCACCAUUCCAGAUUUCUGUUAAAUUGUUAAGGGAAUGAAAUACUAGUUUGCCUAGCAGAUGAAUCAUUUUCAAUUGUUUACUGUCGUCUAAACCAUUUAAUUUUUAGGGUUUAUUUUUUUAAACAUGUGACUUUUUUUUUCUUAUUAAAUGAGUACUUUUGGUCAGUCUUUCUGGUGCCUGUAGAGUUAGAUUUUUCAGCUCCCAAUACUAAAGAGCAAAAGAGAUUAGUUAUCAGAAGUGUGGUUUCUAAUAUGGUUAAGUGUUUUGAAGAACCAACAAAUUAUCUUUUUAAUUACAAUAGUUAUUACUGUUGUGCUGCUUCAUUUAAUGCACUGUGGAACAAAAUAAGGUUAUGGUUGGGAUGCAAUUAUGAUAACUUUAGGCUUUUUACUCUCUUGACAGGUUGAGAUUAAACAUGUUAAAAGAUGAGUUAAAGUUUAUGUACAUGAUGUGACUUAACUAUGCAGAAUAAAUGUUUAAGUGGAUGUACCUGGUUUAUGUACAUCUGUUUUACUUCUUUUCGGUGUUUAGGUUACCUUGAGGUAGGCUAUGCUUAGCACAAGACUAGAUUUUUUUCUUUGAAAUAUUUUACCAUGGUUUGAGGAAAUUGUAUGCUAAAGAAGUAUGCUGAAUAUGCAAUAAUGUACUUCUGUUGAGUGCUGCAUUUUAAGAAUCUCAAGAAGAGUAGUUAGGGCUUCAUUUUUAAAAAAAAUUUUUUUGGUACUGGGGAUUGAACUCAGGACCUCACACUUGCGAGGCAGGUGGCGGAACCAGUGAGCUAAAUCCCUGGCCCAUGGUUUCAUUAUUUUUAAUGUGUUUGAGAGAUAGGUCUUUAAAUUCUUGUUUUUAAAUGUUCUUCUGUUCCAGCCAUACAUGUUCCAAAGUGCAGUGCACUGUGAAUCUUGUUUUUUAAAAUUUUGUAGGUGCUUUUAUGUUUAACUUUGAUGCAUAGGCUGUUAAAUGAAUUGUUUUUGUACUAAAUCAUUGUAAUUUAAACAGUAAGGAUGCAGUUUACAUGCUUUCUACAAAAAAAAAAAUAAUUAAGAAAUAGCAGAUGGUUUUAGGAUUUGAUGCCUUCCUGAGACCUGAACAUUUGGAGAGGUCUGGGAACUUAAUAGAUCUUUGGUAGCAAAGGUGAAAUAUAAUUUAAAAAUUUAAGUUCAAGUUUCAUGUUAAUAUAUAUGUAAAGGAUAAAGCCUCUCAAUGCUGUCAGGAUUUUUGGUUACUGCUUGCUGAUUUGAGCUUUUAAUAUCAUUAUUUUUGUAUAAAGUAUCAGUAAACACAGAUAACAAAGAUACGUAAAAAUUUAUGCUACAUGAUUGGCUCGUACUUUUUAUUUUGAAGUCUUUAGUACUUUGUAUUGUCAAAAAGAACUCAAAUCUAAAUGAAUGACAUCCUUCUACUGUAGGAAUUAAGUUCCUCUAUGAAAUUCAGCAUUGUGUUCUCUAGAAAAGUUAAUCAGUUUGAUGUCCUCUUCCCUUACUGUUGCCUUUGUAUGUAUCUCCCCCUCUUUUGUCUUCAACAUUUACAGUACUUAACAGUAAGAAGAGCAAAAUUAAUUACAAAAAUUGGAGUUUUUGCCAAGUUUUUCUUACUGUGCUACCUCUCGGCUUUUUAGCUUUCUUUGUACCAGCAAACCUCCUUGCUCAGAGACUUUGUUUUGAUUCAUAUUCAUAGUUUUACAGUCAUAGCUAUGAUCAUUAACACUUGGUCUUUGUGGUUUUGAUUAUCUUCUAGCUUGGAGAAGGAUCUCAAAUGUAUUAUUAUAACUUUAAAUUAAUGAUGAGCAAAACAAACCAUUUUGUCCGAAGGUAUCUUUUACCUUUAUAGCCUGUCUCUGGGUCAACAUUAGUAAAACAACAGUUACGAUAAAUUUUAUUCCUGACAGCUUGGUGAAGCCUGGGUAGAAGUUCUCAUUUAUUAUGUCCUAAGACUUUAAAGUGCAUUAAUACAGUUGCCAAAAAUUUUGAAAAUAAGCUUAUGAUGGGUUUUUUUAGCAUUUUUUUUUCUUCCUAGAAUUGAAUUACUCUUGAGGCCUGUAACUCCUGGCCCAGAAGGCAGCAGGUUGCAGAUGGGCAGUACAAGCUUGAUCUCCUGCUUUCAAAGUAGUGUUCUGGAGUUGAAGUUUCAGGAAAUAAUGAUAAAUUAUUAUUUUAGAACAAAAGUGCCCUGAAAAGAGAAGAUAGCCUUAGUUGUGGAGCAAAGAGUAUAAAGGUAUAUCAGCACUUGAGCUGUAUAAUAACACCUGGUCAUUGCCUAGUUUUAAGCAUAGUCUGAUAUAUAUGGUGAUUGCCAAAUAUUUUCUAGCCCUGAAUGAAGUUAUUUUUUUCUAGGUAUGAUUGCCAAGCAAUCCAGUGAAUCUAAAGUAAUUUUUCUCACUUAAAAACCAGUGUUUGGGAGUCUGUUUCUUUCUGUGUUGAUAGCCACAGAACUAAGUCUAGCCACUGUGAAGUGGCCGAUAGCCCAGAGCACACACAGCCGGGUGUGUGGUAGCCAUACAUUUGUCCUGAAUGGUGACUGAUUUCUUAUCAGCUACUUUCCUUGUGACAAAUUGCAUUUAUUAUUCAAAUAGUAGUCUGUAGGGCUGGGAUUUAGCUCAGUGGUUCUGCCGCCUGCCUCGCAAGUGUUAAGUCCCGAGUUCGAUCCCUGGUACCCCCCCCAAAAUAACCAGUAGUCUGUAGCUCUAGAAAAAUGAAGCUCUCAUGAAUGGGACUAGACUUACUGCUCAUAUUCCAGCAUGUACAAAGAAAUGUUCAUAAUGGAGUUUACUCUGGGUCCCCAGAUUAAUUAAAUCACCAAUAAAAGUUUAGGUCUUCUGCAAUUAUCAGAAGAGAUAGUUUAACCAUAUUAACUUGAAAGUACAAUGUAAAAGAAACUAACCUUCGUAAGAUGUUGCAUUAGUUGAGUGAUAUUACUUAAGGGUGCUCUGAGGACAUUGAAUGCAGAAAUCAACUGUGGGUUGUGUGACUUUUCUCUUUAGUGUACUUCACUCUAAGAGUUAAGGCCCUAAAUAUAUAUUUUGGAGGCACACAGUUGUUUGUUUUUAAUGACCAGUCUUUUGAGUACCAUGUUUAAAGACUUGUUUCUUACCCUUUUUCUUAGUUUGGCCAGGAAGAAGCUAUUGAGUCUUGUUUUUAUGUUUUGGUUUGGUUUGGUUUUCCUGAUUUGUUCCUUUUGGGAAUACUCUGGUUUUUCUUUUGUCUCUGCUACAUCCCUUUGGUGAAUCCAUCACUGUCAGAAUUUGCAAGUAGUGAUUUGCCUUCUGGAGAAGGCAACUUCACUUUGACCCUGGGAACACCUGUGUUCUUCUGACUCAGUGUGUGGUCAGCCUAGUUUGCUGGUCUUUGAGGGGUCUUCUUAGGAUAGUGGACUUUUUGAGAUAGAAGGUAACAUUAAUCUACUUUUAAUGUAGUGAAUCCAGAGUUCUAAAUAUAUAGCUACAGACUGGCAAAAUAUUUGGGGCACAAGUCUACAUUGUAAUUUCUCAAGUUUUAAGAAAUUAAUGCAUGCUUUUUUUUUUUUUUUGGUAUCAAACUCAGAUCCUUGCGCUUCCGUAGCAGGCAGUGAAACCACUGAGCUAAAUCCCCAGCCCAUCGCAUGCUUUUUUGAUAUUUAGGAAUAAACUAUGAACUGCAGCAAAUGAAAGCAAAGUAAAGGUUCUCAGCUCAAUGAAAUCUAGAAAAACUUUGGCAGUUCAGUUGAUGGCAGACUUGCGUUCUUCAUGCACUAUUAUGGUAUGCACUGGUAGAAAAGCACACAAGACAUAUCUGCAAGAAUCUGUGCAUUUCACUGCUGUCCUAGGGCACUGCUGUCUCUGUGUUCAUUUUAGGUUUGUGUUUGGAUGUUGCACAAAUAACUAUGAAAUGUCAAAUGCAAAAUCUAAAGAAAUAAGACUUUAAUUUUCCUUUUCAUUUAAAGUUAGGACAGGAGGUGGCUAGUCUCACUUCCACUUAACACUAUUCAAACAGAAAAGGACAAUAAACCAUGAAUAUUUUGAUUUACAUAUUUUUCCUUAUAUUUUUGAUGUUUGCUUAUCGUAAAACUAUUGUACUUUCAAAAGAUCAUCUUUGUUAAGUAUUGACUUAUCCUAGAUCUAUAUAUAAUUCAGACUUAAUUUUGUAUUGGCUUUAAUGAAACUUUAAAACCAUCUAAUAUUUUAGAGUGAUUAAUCAAAUAAAAUAGUUUAUGUAUUAGCUAGCUUAAGUGAAAUAUCUCUUAAGAUUGUUUUUCAUCUAACCAAAAUAGGGCAUAGUUUAGUUUGAAUGGGAAAGGGAAUAAUUGGUUUUUUAAAUUCUGUGCCUAUUUCUAGAAGAAGAUUUGAAGUGACUUUUUUUACAUUAUGCUGUGAAGAGUAGAUAAUGUUUAUGGAACAUAGUCUUAAACAGUUCGGGAGUAAGUUUUAGUCUGAAAAAUAGAUGUUUAUGCUGAGUUAUGUUAAGUGAGUUAUUUUUAUUUGUGAUAUACAAAAGCAGGAAGAUAAAAAUUGAUGAAGUGGUUUUUCUAAAAAUAUGAAAAAUAAGUAUGAGAAUUGACUAUAUUAAGUGGAAAAAAAAUGAACUUUAGAGUAAAUGUGAUAUUUUGAUAUAUUUGUAAAGUUUAUUUCUCCGGUAAUUAUUUUUGUCUUAUGUGAAAUCACUUAAAUUUAAUUUUUGCUUAAAGUUUUAUUACUUUACCUUGGAGGGCAUUUUAAUGCCUGGAGAAAAACUGUAAGUAAAGUCUUUUAAGUGAUUCUGUCUACAGUAGUUUUAUAAGUUCUUGCUGCCUUUCUUAGUUGUCAAACACAGCCAAGAAAGAACCCCAGAAUACCUGUUAAUAAGUUCAACUUGUAGUUAGAAGAAUUGAAACCUUUGAAACAUAUGUUGUUUCUGGAUUCAUUACAGUGGUACAGCAAUAGCUUUGUCUUUUUCCUUCAGUGUUAAUGAAAGGGGGUGAGGACUGAUUUUUAACCUAUCUUGGGUGUAACUGUCAUAAAUAAAAGAUUUCUCGUGACUCAUGUUUGUGAAUUGAAAUUUAAAUGUUUGCAAGAACAUUACACUUCCAAAGACAUGGAGAUUGUCAACUGUGCUCUCCACUGAGAAGAUGAACGAAAUUUUUGUACUUUAGUCUUUUGUAAGCUUUUUGUUGUAAAUAACAUCAGUUUAGAAACUAAAAACCUCCUUUUAUAAAGUAGAAUUAUGAAAAGUUGAUCAAAUAUUGGCUUAUUGUAUUAAAGUUAGGCUAUUUGUAAUGCAAUAACCAAUAAAAUUGGCUACUUGGGUAGUUUUAGUUACCAUCUUAACCUUAUUUUUGGUAGUUCGUUGUUAUUGUGGGUUCUUACUUGUAUUUUGGUUACCAUCUCUUUGGACUAAUAAAAAAUGGUGAAUAUGAUAAACAAAUUCUAACAGGAAGAAAUAUUAAAAGGUAAUCUGCCUGAAAAUAGAGAA